GUUGUCGGCAAUCGGCAUGGUAGUCUACGUAACGCUAGACUGUCAUACACUGCAGAUUACAUUUAGAGAUUUUCUGAACUUUCAGUAUUAACUAAUUUACACAACCAACGAAGAAGCUCAAAAUGAGUCGAUCAUACAAUGACGAACUACAAUACAUGGACAAAAUAGGUAAAAAUACCUGGAGGAUCAAGAAAGGAUUCGUUCCCAACAUGCAGGUCGAGGGAGUUUUUUACGUCAACGACCCACUUGAAAAACUGAUGUUUGAGGAGCUGCGGAAUGCAUGCCGUGGUGGAGGUGUUGGAGGUUUCCUUCCAGCCAUGAAACAAAUCGGUAACGUGGCAGCCCUUCCUGGAAUAGUGCAUAAGUCCAUUGGUCUGCCAGACGUCCACUCGGGUUAUGGGUUUGCCAUUGGCAACAUGGCAGCCUUCGACAUGAGUGAUCCCACUGCAGUGGUCUCCCCAGGUGGGGUGGGCUUUGACAUCAACUGUGGCGUGCGCCUGCUGCGGACCAACCUAGAUGAGGGAGAUGUGCAGCCGGUGAAGGAGCAGCUGGCACAGGCCAUGUUUGAUCACAUCCCUGUCGGUGUGGGCUCCAAGGGAGUCAUCCCAAUGAGUGCCAAGGAUCUGGAGGAAGCUCUGGAGAUGGGAGUGGACUGGUCCCUGAGGGAGGGGUAUGCCUGGGCAGAGGAUAAAGAGCACUGUGAGGAGUACGGCAGGAUGCUGCAGGCCGACCCAAACAAGGUCUCCUCCAAGGCCAAAAAGAGAGGCCUACCUCAGCUGGGGACGCUGGGAGCGGGUAACCACUACGCUGAGAUCCAGGUCGUGGAUGAAAUCUACAAUGACUAUGCUGCCAAGAAAAUGGGCAUCGACCACAAGGGCCAAGUCUGUGUGAUGAUUCACAGCGGCAGCAGAGGACUCGGCCACCAGGUGGCUACAGAUGCCCUGGUGGCCAUGGAGAAGGCCAUGAAGAGGGAUAAGAUCAUCGUAAAUGACCGCCAGCUGGCUUGCGCCCGCAUCGGUUCACAGGAGGGCCAGGACUAUCUGAAGGGCAUGGCUGCUGCCGGCAACUACGCCUGGGUCAACCGGUCCUCCAUGACAUUCCUGACCAGACAGGCCUUCGCAAAAGUCUUCACCACCACACCAGAUGAUCUGGACAUGCAUGUGAUCUAUGACGUGUCCCACAACAUUGCCAAGGUGGAGGAACACAUGGUGGACGGCAAGCAGAAGACUCUGCUGGUUCAUCGGAAGGGUUCCACCCGCGCCUUCCCACCACACCACCCACUCAUCGCCGUUGACUACCAGCUGACUGGGCAGCCUGUUCUGAUUGGUGGCACAAUGGGAACAUGUAGUUAUGUUCUGACUGGCACGGAGCAAGGCAUGACCGAGACGUUUGGCACCACCUGCCACGGAGCGGGUCGUGCUCUGUCCCGUGCCAAAUCCCGCAGAAACCUGGACUUCCAGGAUGUGCUGGAUAAGUUAGCAGACAAGGGCAUCGCCAUCAGAGUGGCCUCACCUAAGCUAGUCAUGGAAGAGGCUCCUGAGUCUUAUAAGAAUGUAACGGAUGUCGUCAACACGUGUCAUGAUGCUGGUAUCAGCAAGAAGGCGAUCAAACUUCGUCCCAUUGCCGUCAUCAAAGGUUAACGGCUGAGGUCAUCCCUAAGGACAAUGUGGCAACCAGGUCCCAAGACUGGCAUAGUCAACAGGAAGUGAGAUCAUAGCUGAAUUCUUAAGAUGCUGUCAAACAGGAUGGUAAACAAAUGACCGAAAAGCGCCUGCUGAGCAUCAAAGAGAGGCUUCUUCCUGCGGAAAGGGCUUCCAUCUGUUAGUGAUGUCAUUCUAUCUAUUCUCCAACGAGCAAGAGCACAGCUCCACGGAUCCUUUCUUUUUUUGGACUCCUCAGUUUUCCCACAACUAAAAGUGGUCAAGUGGCUUCAAGCUUUUCUUUCGAUUGUUUGUUUCAGCUGCAAAACUGACAGUUGACUGAGCAGGCAAAAGAAAAAGCUAAAAAAAAAAAAUAAUAAUAAUAAUAAAUUCUAAUAUCAAUGA
Messenger RNA from Clupea harengus (Atlantic herring), 2045 nucleotides. It is a transcript of the gene rtcb, whose product is annotated as RNA 2',3'-cyclic phosphate and 5'-OH ligase. Gene Ontology annotation, molecular function: RNA ligase (ATP) activity; RNA ligase (GTP) activity. Gene Ontology annotation, cellular component: nucleus; tRNA-splicing ligase complex. Gene Ontology annotation, biological process: tRNA splicing, via endonucleolytic cleavage and ligation. The record is from RefSeq and is a predicted model, not a curated record. Lineage: Eukaryota; Metazoa; Chordata; Actinopteri; Clupeiformes; Clupeidae.